This is a messenger RNA of Nothoprocta perdicaria, 2823 nucleotides long. RefSeq names its product protein phosphatase with EF-hand domain 2 (gene PPEF2). The record is from RefSeq and is a predicted model, not a curated record. The transcript has 18 exons. Gene Ontology annotation, molecular function: iron ion binding; manganese ion binding; calcium ion binding. Gene Ontology annotation, cellular component: cytosol; nucleus. Gene Ontology annotation, biological process: negative regulation of MAPK cascade; detection of stimulus involved in sensory perception. Lineage: Eukaryota; Metazoa; Chordata; Aves; Tinamiformes; Tinamidae. The coding region runs from base 671 to 2812 and encodes 713 amino acids.
AGUUCUAUGGGUAGCUGUGCAUUACUCUUUUUAUUCAUGUGAUAGGCAAGAGAAGCCUGUGAUGUGAUAGCAGUAGCAUGUGCCUCAGCUGCGCGUUUGAAAGCUGCCUUCAGUAGAAAGUUAACAGCUAAUUUCUCUAGUGUAUCCAUUUUUUGGUUGGUCUGCUUGUGCUGUGCCUUUGUAUUGUCAAUGCAGGCAUUUCUUGGAAGUAGAGCAGGAAUAUGAAAGGAUUGUGGAGUCAAGAUCAAUGGAUAUCUUCACGUAUAGCUUAAAGUUUUGGUUCUUCUUUGGAAAAAAAUCCCACUAACAUCGGUGACAAUUUUGCCUGGGAGAGGAUGAUGCAGUAAGAUCGUUAGAUCUUCAGAUGGAAAGUUUCUCUCAUGACCUCGAGCACAGAGACCCUUUGCUGAUGUCUCAUGUAGCCAACUUGUAACUGUUCAGGUGCAGAGGUCAGUGCUCACAUAAAAUAAAACAAGCUUCACCUUGUGUUUCCAGCUACGAGCAGCACUGAAUCAGAUAUACUCAUGAGACAUAGACUUCCAGGAUUGCGGGACAUAUUGCAGCUGGUUUGAUCCUGACCGAACGCACUUUCCUGCAUCUGUUGCAUGGUUUUGGUGAUACUGGGUCUGUCGGCAGCAGUCUACAAUCCUAGGAGUAUUGGCUGGAGAACAUGGGAUCUGGUACUUCUGUAAAUGCCAACUUCAAGUACUCCCUGCAGAAAUCUGAAAACGCUUUCAAGGCAGCCGUCUUGAUCCAAAGGUGGUAUCGGCGCUACGUUGCUCGGCUGGAAAUGCGCCGGCGGUGCACCUGGCGAAUAUUCCAAUCCAUUGAGUAUGCCUGCGAGCAGGAUCAGAUCAAGCUUCACAACUUCUUCAGUUACCUCAUGGACCGCUUCACACCAAGCAGCAGUAAAGAGCGAGAUUUCAUCAGUCGCAUGCUCAUAAGUGGGGAAAGUGUCAAAGAAGCAGAACUGGAAAAGUACUGUGACUAUGAGUCCAUGGAGGUGCCAGACUCCUACGUUGGACCCCGUCUCUCCUUCCCACUCCUUCCUGACCAUGCAACUGCCUUAUUGGAAGCUUUCAAACAGAAGCAACAGCUUCAUGCUCGCUAUGUCUUAAACCUCCUGCAUGAGACCAGGAAACACCUCAAGCAGUUGCCAAACAUCAGUCACGUCUCCACCUGCUACAGCGAGGAGGUCACCGUGUGUGGAGACUUGCAUGGCCAGCUGGAUGACUUGUUCCUCAUAUUUUAUAAGAAUGGCCUUCCUUCCCCUUCUAAGACCUACGUGUUCAAUGGAGACUUCGUAGACAGAGGCAAACAGUCCCUGGAGAUCCUCAUUGUCCUCUUUACCUUCCUCUUGGUCUAUCCCAAUGAGGUUCAUCUCAACCGAGGAAACCAUGAGGACCACAUGGUCAAUUUACGCUACGGUUUCACCAAGGAAGUCAUGCAGAAGUACAAGGUGCAUGGAAGGAAAAUCUUGAAGAUGAUACAGAAUGUCUUCUGCUGGCUACCCUUGGCCACCCUCAUUGAUGAGAAGGUCCUGAUUAUACACGGUGGCAUCUCUGAUACCACUGAUCUGGACAUGCUUGAGAAAAUUCAAAGGCACAAAUUUAUUUCUGUGUUGAGAGGGAAGAAGAGAAAGGAGUCGAAUAGAAACGUGGAAAUACAGGAAAUAAACGGGGAGGACAAAGCGCAGGCCUCCCCAGCAGAGCAAGAUGGAGCAGCCAGUGCGUGCCCGCAGUCCCGGGCAGCGCAGGCUCCCAGCAUGGCCAACAGGCUGGAGUUCUCCAGGUGGGUGCGGCAGACGGUGCAGGAGCAAAUCGAGCGGUGCCGCCGGCUCGUGGACGUGAGCGAGUCGGAGGAGGAGGAGCUCACCUAUUCCAGCCUUGUCUCCAUGACUGACCUGGAUGCACCGUGCUGGACUCGCCAAGAGGAGUGGAAGCAGAUCCUAGACAUUCUCUGGAGCGACCCUAUGCCUCAGGAGGGCUGCAGAGAGAAUACUGUGCGAGGUGGUGGCUGCUACUUCGGUCCUGACGUGACCGAGAAGAUCCUCAAGAAGUACAGCUUGCAGUUCCUUAUCCGUUCCCACGAGUGCAAGCAAGAGGGCUAUGAGUUCUGCCACAACCGGAAGGUUCUGACCAUCUUUUCAGCCUCAAACUAUUAUGAGAUUGGCAGCAACAGGGGAGCCUACGUGAAGCUGGGGCCGGACCUGGUCCCCCACUUUGUUCAGUACCAGGCGAACAAGACAGCCCACACUCUCACCAUGACUCAAAGAAUCAGCCGCGUGGAGGAGUCGGCUUUCCGAGCCCUGCGGGAGAAGCUCUUUGCUCACACGUCAGCCCUCAGCAGCGCAUUCAAGGCCUACGAUAAGGAGGGUACAGGGAGGAUCACACUGAGCACCUGGGCGACGGCGGUGGAGUCGGUCCUGCGCCUGGGCUUGCCCUGGCGGAUGCUGCGCCCGCAGCUGGUGCGCAGCGCGGCCGACGGCACCCUCGAGUACCAGUCCUGGCUCGAGGACCUGGCUAUGGAGCAGCGCAGCCGGGAGCACAUCCAGUCGGGCCUGCUGGAAGUCAUUUAUCGGAACAGAUCCAACUUGGAGACCAUAUUCAGGAUCAUAGACAGGGAUCACUCAGGCCUCAUCUCGUUUGAGGAAUUUCACCAGACCUGGAAGCUGUUCAGCUCCCACAUGAACAUUGAGCUCACGGACGAUGGCAUCAGUGACUUAGUGCGCAGCAUCGAUUUCAACAAGGAUGGCAACAUCGACUUCAACGAGUUCCUCGAAGCCUUCCGCCUCGUGAAGCAGUCGCAGUAGCGCCAGGAGGG